Aaosphaeria arxii CBS 175.79 is the source of this 650-nucleotide messenger RNA. RefSeq lists its product as uncharacterized. Lineage: Eukaryota; Fungi; Ascomycota; Dothideomycetes; Pleosporales. The transcript is spliced from 2 exons. The coding region runs from base 19 to 417 and encodes 132 amino acids. The record is from RefSeq and is a predicted model, not a curated record.
CCUCUCAUUUCGACGACGAUGAAGCAAGGGACUACGCAGGAAACCGUCCAAGGACUUUUGCGUAACACCACCAGGCAUCCACCACAUACAUCACCUCUCCCCUCCCCCGCCCUACCCCAUCCACACUCCACCAUCACCCACCCUCUCAACCGCCUCAUCAACCUCAUCCCCAUCAUGUCUACCACUCCCUCCCAACCCUCAGAUCCAUCCAGCCCCCCCUGCCCCGUCGUGAAGAAAUUCGCCCCUCGCAGCGGAUACACCCUCCACCGCCUCACCUCCGCCACUCCAUUCGUCUGCUCCCGAUGCAACAACGCGAAGAAAGCGAAGCUCGUGGCUCUUGCCGCGCACGAGGGCCGGUGGGACCAGUUGUGCUGUAAUGCGUGUUAUGGAGAGCUGCUCUCGAAGGGGGGGUCUUGAAGGGGUAGGAUAGGUAACAUUGUUCCAUGGGAUGCUGGAUCGAUUGGGUCAAAGGUACGGAGUAUCAUGAUGCGGGAUUGGAAUGGACGGUGUUCGGAGACGAAGGGGCAUGAGCUUGAUCGACGUCUAAUCUACGAUGGACAACUCCAGUGGUUUUUUCCCUGUUUUACAGACCGAGGCAUGAUCGUAUUGUGGGCAGUUACAUAACUAUCAAUUUCAGCCUUUGACGUUCG